Messenger RNA from Cannabis sativa, 1602 nucleotides. Its product is annotated as serine/arginine-rich splicing factor SR45a. Gene Ontology annotation, molecular function: RNA binding. NCBI's taxonomy places the organism in Eukaryota, Viridiplantae, Streptophyta, Magnoliopsida, Rosales, Cannabaceae. The record is from RefSeq and is a predicted model, not a curated record. Gene Ontology annotation, biological process: positive regulation of mRNA splicing, via spliceosome. Gene Ontology annotation, cellular component: spliceosomal complex. The transcript is spliced from 8 exons. Bases 209 to 1381 code for a protein of 390 amino acids.
UCCGAUCCUCCAGAACCUUCCCCUGAAUUUCACCUAUAAAAUCAAUUUCGCCUCUCUUAAGUGUCCAAUUUUCGUUUAAACUGGUAUUUUUCGCUUCGAGGUUUGCGGAGCUAGGGAAAUCUUUCUGAAUUCUUCUUCAAUUGUUUCUUCAUUGCUUUGCAGUGCUAUAAACAUUUUCUAUUUUUCAUAUUUUCGUUCAGAGGGCAGAAUGUCGUACUCCAGAAGGUCAAGGUAUUCUCGCUCGCCAUCUCCGAUCAAGCGAUACGGUCGGUCCAUCUCGAGGUCUCUGUCCCGAUCAAGGUCGAGAAGUCGAUCAAGGAGUCCAAUGAGUGAUGUUGAGAAUCCGGGUAACAAUUUGUACGUUACCGGGUUGUCACCUAGGAUCACGAAGAUAGAUCUCGAGAAGCAUUUUGCAUCUGAAGGGACGGUGGUGGAUGUUCAUCUUGUGGUUGAUCCAUGGACAAGAGAAUCCCGUGGCUUUGGAUUUGUCACAAUGUCAAAACUUGAAGAGGCUGAGCGCUGUAUUAAGUACUUGGACCGUUCUGUACUUGAAGGCCGUGUAAUUACGGUUGAGAAGGCUAGGAGAAGAAGGGGGCGUACUCCAACUCCUGGGCGGUAUCUUGGCUUAAGAACAAUACGUGGAAGGAGACGAACUCCAAGCUACUCUCCUCGUCGAUCUCCUAGCUAUUCUCCUUACAGACGGAGUCUGAGUCGCUCUCCAGGAGCAUCACCUGACAGAAGCAGAAGCAGAUCUUACUCUUCUGAUUGCAGACGUAGAAGAUCACACAGGCGCAGGUCAUACUCACCGUAUGAUAGGCGAUACAGAUACAGAUCCUAUUCUCGAUCACGGUCUCCUUAUAGCAGGUCACCACGCCGCCAUGACCGGUCUUACUCUCCUUAUUAUUCAAGGGACUACUCUCCAGAUGGUCAUUAUUACGGAAGCAGGUAUCAUCGGAGGGACUACUCGCCAGAUGGCCGUUAUUAUGUUGGGAGGUAUCGCUCCAGGGACUACUCACCAGAUUACCAUUACUACGAACGGAGGCACCGUUACCGUUCUCGUUCUGUAUCAUCCAGUGUGUCACCAAGGGUGAGGAGGAGAAGCUCGAGAAGGAGCUACUCACGAAGUCCCUCACCUAGACAGAUUUCUAGGAGGAGCUACUCACGAAGUCCCUCACCUACACAGAUUUCUAGGAGGAGCUACUCCCGAAGCGUUUCAUCAGAUCGGCGGAGUAGCUCCCGAAGUAUUUCCCCAAGCCAGAGUAGCUUUAAAACUGGGAAAAAACCUAGCUACUCUAGAAGCAGGAGUCAAAGACGGAGUGCAAGUGCAACUUCCAGAUCGUUUUCGAGGUCUAACACUCCUAGAACUACUCCAUCAUCUUGAGGAUUGGAGCAGGCCAUGUGAUCCAAUUGAAAGUUAGACUUUUUAUCUUAGAAGCUUAUGUUUGCCGUUGCUCUUUUCUGUGUAGUAGUGACAUUAUUAUGAGCAGCUUAGUGUGGUCGUGUGGAGUUUGGAGUUUGGAUGAUCUGAUAUUAGUUACAAUGUUGGUACAUAUUGAGACUUUAAUUUCCUAUCAGUGAGUGUAAAUUGUGAUUUUUAUGCUA